Messenger RNA from Cyprinodon tularosa, 3153 nucleotides. RefSeq names its product deubiquitinase DESI2. The transcript has 5 exons. NCBI's taxonomy places the organism in Eukaryota, Metazoa, Chordata, Actinopteri, Cyprinodontiformes, Cyprinodontidae. Gene Ontology annotation, molecular function: deubiquitinase activity. The record is from RefSeq and is a predicted model, not a curated record. Bases 655 to 1242 code for a protein of 195 amino acids. Gene Ontology annotation, biological process: protein deubiquitination.
AUGGCUUAGAGGCAGCUAUGAUGUAAUCAGGCAGGGAGGCAGAGUCAGAGCUGGAUCCAAGCCGCUCGCCACGGACGCUUCUCUGCAGCGAGGAAACCCGGAACGAAGCCUUCAGGAAGCGGAUUGAGGGAGCAGAUCGGCGUCGGUGGAGGAUGGAGGAUGGAGGAUGGAGGAGUCAUGCUGCGGGGGUUUGAUCGGAUCCUUUCUCCUCCUCCGGGGAAGAGGCGAGUGGAUGCGGGAUGCUGCUGGUGAAAUUCCCCAUCUGUCAUAGAUGUAAUUAACCCUCUUUGGACCAGGAUUCACCAAACCGAGGAAACGCGGAUAUCUGCGGGUCCUCAGCUCCACAUCUGGCCGCUCUAACUGUCUCCUUUUCUCCCAGGAUGAUGACAGGAGCUCCGGCUUUCAGCGCAUUCAGGCCCUUCAUUCCUGCAGCUCGGAUCUGAUGCUUUAAGACGGAUCAGUUUCUGUAGCAAACAGACAUCUGCUGCCAGGAUCCAUUUCCCUUUCUGAGUGAUUUUUAAUGCAGACCGUGGGUUUGGUUGCAGAGUCCAUGCAGUAGCUGCCCACUGUGGGCCCCUGUGACUCCACAGGAGCGUGGGGGCUUCUGACCGUCUCACAGGGGGACUGCAGGUCCUUCCAGCUCAGGGUUGAACCAUGGCCAAUGAACCUGUCAUCCUGAAUGUUUAUGACAUGUACUGGAUAAACGAAUACACCUCCAAUCUGGGCAUUGGAGUCUUCCAUUCAGGGAUCGAGAUUUAUGGCCGAGAAUUUGCAUACGGCGGCCAUCCUUACCCUUUUAGCGGCAUCUUUGAAAUCAACCCUGGCAACGCUGCCGAACUGGGAGAGACUUUCAAAUUCAAGGAGGCUAUUGUUUUGGGCACCACAGACUUCACAGAAGAGGACAUAGAUAAAAUCAUGGAGGAGCUGGGUAAAGAGUUCAAAGGGAACGCCUACCAUCUAAUGCACAAAAACUGCAACCACUUCUCCUCCUCGCUGUCUGAGUUGCUCUGUGGAAGAGAAAUCCCUCGCUGGGUCAACAGACUGGCAUAUUUCAGCUCCUGCAUCCCCUUUCUGCAGAGCUGCCUGCCCAAAGAGUGGCUAACCCCGGCCGCUCUGCAGAGCCACAUCAGCCUCGGCCUUCACAAAGAGGAGCAGAACGAGUCGAGCGACGAGGACCCUUCGUCGCCGUCCGGGGCGGCUGGCUCUGGCUCCUCCCACAAAUGUCGCCACACCCGGGUCUGAACUCAACCCUCGUCUUCUGAACUGUGGACUCAUCUGUCACUGCUACUGGUGACCUCAGUAGGCUUGAGCAACCAUCUGACCUCAUACUGUUUGGCCUCUGAAUGAAAAGAGAUGGAGUGAAACGAGUCUUCUCUUUAGAGCAGGAACUGCUGACAGACACUUCAGACCUACAGACUCCCCAACAAACUCUGAGACUUGAAGGAUGACUUCAACAGUAAAUAUAGAUCUGAAGUUUGUAGUAUAACAUUCUGAGUCUUUUACAAAAAAACAUCAAAACCUUUGUCAGCCUUGUUCCCUGCCCUGCCUUCAAAGCUGCUUUUGUAGGAAAAAAAAAACAUUUCUAGAUAGUAAAAUUACCAGGAAACUGCUAAUCUUUGCAAGUCCUCGUUAAAUAACCUCUAUGUGGCCUUCAGAUGACAUUGCUGAGUCCAGUUUCCUAACAUUUAACUAUUCUUUGGCCAAUUUAGAGAAUGAACAGGUCAAUCAGGCAUGGGGGUUGGAGUUGUUAUUUAUUGAAGGGAAAAUGUUGCAUGUUAGUAGGAUGUCAGAAAUAAGACAACUUAACUGUAACCUUUAAUAAAGUAUGUGACCCCUAAAGAUUUUUGUAAUCACAUUUAAAUGAUCAAACUCAUUUCAGUGAGUUAUAAUCUAAGUUAUAAUCUAAUCUAAUCCUCCCUACAGUUGCAGAGUUACUAAGCCAUUAGCUGAGUAACCAGUUUUCUAAUGGUUGCAAACAAUCAGAGGUAAAUGCUUUUAGAACAGCUGCUGUUCAUCGAGCCUCAAGCAGCUCGGUCGUUUUCUCUGACCGUCUCAGAGAAAACGCUAUAGUUGCUCUUAGUUACCAACUACAUUUUCUGACUACUCUUUUUUUAUUCCAGUGAUCUUUAUACUGUAAGCUGCUGAUGAUGGAUAGAAAAUGUUGGUUUCCAGCCAGAAAUGGCUCCUCUUAUAAACUCUGUUUUCACCAUUUGAACUGCAGAAAUAGAGGUGCUGAGAAACAAAAGAGGUGGAAAUCUAUUAUAUUCUAAACUUCAAGAGCCUGAUAUCCAGUCUGUGGUUAUUUUCAGAAUAGCAUUAAGAUUGGCCACAGUUCAAACAACUGUAUUUACUUUUUAAACCGUUUCUUGUUCAUACAGAAAAUCAUGAAAAUACGGAUUUCUUUUUAGAGUUUAUGUGCUGAACUGUGCUUAGCUUAGGAACAGCUGCAUAGGAAGAGAGGCUCCUUAUGGGAGAAGUCUCAUAUUUUAGAGGAUAAAUAAUCAGCUAUAAAAAAAGGAUUGGUUUUCCCUUUGAUUUAUUUUCUUUGUGAUGAUUAUGCAAGCCAUAGACAUGCUGAAAAGAAGAUGAUACCUUUGGAGAGGGAUGGGCUCAUCUUUCCACACAUUGCAGAUCUGUCCACAACUUGCUUAAACUCUUUUACUCAAAAGUUAAAAAAUUCAAGAAAGGAUCAAACAAGUCCAAAUAUUUGCAGUAAAAAAUAUGCUGAAUUCAAACUGACUUGAGAAACACUCUUCAAACAUAAAGAGCUUCUGAACUUGGAAGAAUAUUCUGUCAUUUGGAGUAUCUUUAAUAAGUUUUUUUUAUUUAGUUUGGUGUUAUUUGGCUAAGAAACGUAAAGAAAUCUCUGUAAAAUAUGUUCUCUCAUUAGUCCAGCAGAGAAGUAGGAGUAAAUUGUGCACUAUUAAUAUUCUUUAAUACAUACUUCUACUUUUCAUGCCAUAUUCCUCAAUCAAUUUUCUUGGGUUCUUAUAUGAUUGACCAACAUAAAGGAUUACAUUGUUGCCACAAUGGAAAAAAUGGAAAUCUAGAUAAGUCAUUUUUUUUCUUAAAAUAAGUGCAUUUGUUCUUGGAUUAAGGAGGUAAAAGAGAAAUUUUGCCAAAAGAACAAGACUAUUUAGAUUUAAAAUAAGA